Micropterus salmoides (largemouth bass) is the source of this 4462-nucleotide messenger RNA. Its product is annotated as dynactin subunit 1. The transcript is spliced from 11 exons. The record is from RefSeq and is a predicted model, not a curated record. Bases 737 to 1906 code for a protein of 389 amino acids. NCBI's taxonomy places the organism in Eukaryota, Metazoa, Chordata, Actinopteri, Centrarchiformes, Centrarchidae.
GGCUAACAUAAGCAUUUGUGUCGUUUACGUUAAUUAUUAUAUACUGUAUUUCAGCCAUAGUUUAUAUUAUAUUUUCAAAACAACACAUUACUCCGUGUCCAGGAGACGGUCAAUAAUUACUUUGCCAACCAGGACAGGAACGUUAACGUAACGUUAUGAACACUGAGAGAAAACAAGUCACCGUAAAGCUGCUGCUAACUGAAAUUAGCAUAGGUUAACACUAUGAGAACGUUUGUUAUUUAACGUUUCCUUCGCCACUUUAUCUUGACGUGUGUAGUGAGCAUUUUCUGGCAGCCAGCCAUCUACACCGCUGAGCUCCUGUCCUGCCUGCACCGCUUCCGGUUUAAAUCUGUACCUGCUCGUGACAGCUUGAGAUGGAGAUAUUCCCCACGGCCCUGGAGAUCAAUUAGAGUAACCCAUUAUAUAAUGACCCCUGCACGCUCUAGCACCUCGGCUACAUUUUCCUGAGUAGCAGCUGAUGAGCGUCCCUACAAACGUGCAAAUGUCCUGGCCAGCUGCAAUUUAAUCUCCCACAAGGUGUCAGAGUCUCAGCUAGGUUGUUACCUCGCCGACCAGCCCCACGUCUAAAAUUACUGUGUCAUUAUCUUUCAGUGCUUUUUAAUGUGGAGUCACCGUCAGGCCAUACAUGACUUUGUGCACCAAGGAUCAAUAGACUAAUGCUAAUGAAUGGUACAUUUGACACCUUGAUGCAUUUCUAUGAUAAUUCAACUCAGACAUGAACUGGGACAAUCAGCUGAGCUCUAUCCUGUCAGUGGCAGAUGGCAGCGUUGCAAAGAUGAGGGAGAGACUGACCUCACCAGGGAAAUUCACCAAAGUAGAAGAAGACUUGUUUCCAGUGAAGGAUAGGGUUCAUGAUUCAGAUGUCGACCGUCCUGCUCUUCCUCUCCGGGUCCCCCCUCUCCGACAGCCUUCCCCAUCUCUCAGUCCUGGUGUUCAAUGGGCAGACCUUGCUGCUCUCCAGUCACAACUCCAGAUACAGAGCCAGGCGAUUGAGUCUCUCACUCAGAAACUCCACGACAUGGAAAGGGAGAGACGGUCUCAGCAAUGUCACAUCGACACACUACAAGAGGAGGUUCACAGGCUGAGGGAGAGGGAAAGAGAGAGGGACGAAUCGAGGAGGGGACAAAGUCCAGGAGCAGAGAGAAGGAUGGAGCAGUGGAGGAGAGAGGUCGGACGUGAGCUGAGCAGUCUGCGGGGACACAUCACGAGAGCCACGUCGCUAGGCAACCUGGAGGAGAGUUUCAGCUCAAAGCUUCGCCGGGAGGAGCUGGAGCACCUGCGGAGAGAAGUGGACCAACUGAAGACACGACUAAGAAGACAGGAGGAGGACGUGUUCCUCCACCAAGCAGAGGCCAGAGAGACCAGGAGACAGUAUGAACACAGCUGCAAGACACUGGAGGAGCUGACAGACAGCUAUAGAACUCAUAGCACUGAUCUGGCAAAGACAGUCUCUCAGUAUUCUCGCACGCAAGAAGAGGUCCGGCAGAUCAGAACAACCGUGUCAGAACUGAGGGAGGAAGUAAGGAGACUUGUUCUCCGAGAACGUGAACCAACACCUCUGCUGUCAGCGCACAGACCUGGGGCAUCACAACACCCACUCCCUCACAGCCCCGGCAGAGGGGUUAGAGUUGAAGAGCCGGACUCUGACUCAGAAGACUUUAGCCCAACCCCGAGCCUGGCUGAAGUCAGCUCAGAUGAUCUGUCUUGGCUGGAUGACAAAGAUCCUGCUCUUCAACAGAAGCCGCGAGUACGUCUGAGCGUUCAGUCCCGACGGAGUGACUUUGCUGGUCCGGAAUCAGAUCUGGAGGAUGAUGAUGAUGAUGAUCCCCUUGAUGACGACGUGAACCCAGAUUUAGUAUCUGACCUAAGUCUCGAUGACCUCUGACCUUUUUUAAAGGUGACGUUCUGUAAUUUCACUUGGGAAGAAUUCAGCAACAAAGACAUUUCUUCCAGCUUCUCCAAUACACUACCUGAGAUGUAUUAUUACUUUUAAACUGAUUUGUUUUGAUCACUUACAGUUUGUAGUUACAGCCCUAUUCUUAUGAACAAAAUAGAAACAGUCUGUUCAAACGGCCAUAUGGCUUAUUUCCUUUGUGGUCCUAAGGGAAGGGGAACGGAAACAAAGGAUGGCUAAUGGCGUGGCAACAGAAACGCAUACAUAACAGCAAGUAAUUAAGUCAUCCUACUUAGUCUUAUUACUGUUGUUUAACAGACCUGCUUGGACAUAUGUGACACAUAGUUCAUACAUUUGGGGAAACUUUCUCUUAGUGUGGGAAAUUCUCAAAUGCUAAGUUGUUUGUGAGAAAAUCAGAAGUGUUAGGGACUCAGGACUGAUUACACUCUGUCAGACCAACAGGUUAAUAACUGCUUUUUGUUUGUUUUUUCAAAUAGAUUUCCAAUUGCUAAUUCGUCUUUAAACAGUCUGAUCCCAUGUGACACACCCAAUCCCCUGCUACCACAUUGUUCUAAAACAAACCACCAAAGGAUUCAGCAGAUGCUACCUGGUUGAUAUCUCUUCGUUUGAAAUACUAUGCGUCAAAGUAUUGUUUCUCCUCAGUCUAGUUAGUGACGUCUGCUAAUGGCUGUGGACAAAGGACUGUUCUCUUUAAAUAAUCUGCAGUAACCGUCUCCACAUGCACAGACUGGUAGGAUACUGGGAGCACACUGUGGAGACAGGCAGGUGUUUAAAAAGCUGAGAUCUUUGAGAGAGCUUCUCAUUCAUUUGUGAUGGUGGAUAGCAAAGCUUUGUGGCAGAGAAGUUGCAUUUUUGGAAGCAGCUUUAUUCCUCACUGAUUUUGAGUCAGUCACCACCCAAUGGAUAUAAUGGUUUCAUUUUUGCCACACCCUCUGAACCCAUGUUGCGAGUCGACGAUAAUUUCCUACCAGUGUUAAAGGAGAGGAAUGCUGUGAUUUUUCUGCUAAACCACAAGGUUUAGUUUCAGGCAGAAGAUUUUACAGUUAUGUUAAGGUUUAUGAUUACAGAUUGUUGGGGUAAGGGAAAGUUAUGGGGCAGUAGACUUUCAUCUCUGCCCAUUACUACAGUGGAAUCAAUAAGAACACCACUGAUCACUGUGCUUUUGAUUUGCACAAUUAUUGCCCACAAUAUUCUUAUAUUGACUUAAGUUGGUAGUUUUGAAUCAAUCGGUUUGCUUUACAGCAGAUUUAACUUCAAAACAUUGCACUUUGAUGUCCAGUAUAGGGCUUCAACUAACGAUUAUUUUCAUUUUUGAUAAAUCUGUCGAUUAUUUUGUCAUUUAAUCAGUUAGUUGAUUAGUUUCUAUAACUACAAACUGCAUCUCAUCUGUUGUGAUAUGACAAUGAAUUGUAAAGUCUCAGAAAACUGUGGAAAAUGUGUUUCCCAAAGCCCAAGAUGAUGUCCUCAAAUGUCUUGUUUCAUCCAUAACUCAAAUAUAUUAAAUUUACUGACAUAGAGGAGAAAUUAAACUAGAAACAUUACAUUUAAGAAACUGGACUCAAAUAAUUUUUCUUAAACAAUGACUCAAACCGAUUAAUAGAUAUCAAAAUAGUAGCCGAUUAAUUUAAUAGUCGGCUACUAAUUGACUAUUUUAUAACUCGUUGCAGCUCUAUUACAGUAAUAAGUGUAAAACUUCAUAGUACUUUUUUUGAGCUUGAGUUCUGGUGAGCUACACUCUUCAGUACAGCAGUGUAAUGUCUAUUUAAUGGGUUUUUAAUCCUGACAUAAUGCACUCUAAAGUCCAGGAGGAAUCUGAUGAAGGACGGGGUUUUGAUUCCUGGUAAUGCAACUGAAGCAAAGGUAAAGAGGAAUCAAAAGCCAUUAACAUUAUCAAGGCGCCAACACCCCCAACCUCCACUGCGAUGUCUUUAUAUACACUCUCAGUUAAGACGAGAGUCCUUUUAUGCUGCCGUGUCUGACAUGAGUCACACUGUGCCAGGCUAGGUGUCGAGCUGUUUAAUAUUUCAGCAUCCAGACACCCCCCAUCGACGAUCCCAGACCACAGUGCAGAGCCACAGGGGAGCAGACAGGCAGGUCAAGUGUUCAGUGGGGUGUGAAUUCGGAGCAAUGGGUGUGGAAAGUGACCAUAGACACAAUCCAGUUCAUCUAAAGAGACAGAUUGUUUCACCAGUUAAUAGUGAACAAUAAAAGACCUUUUGGCAAACAGUAACUGGCACAAAGCAGUACAUAACCGUAUUUAAACAAACCUCUUUUAACACACUCUCCUUGUAUAGCUGUAAAUGUUGUAUUUGAAGAGACAUUUAAUGAAGAAAAGGCUCAUUUAUUUGUUAUUGUGGCCAGAUAAUGGCUGAUGAAUCAGACCCUUCUGCUGCAGUUUUAUUGCAUUUGCCAAGUAUUGUGUAGUGGCGCUGUUGUAAAGCACUGCACUGAUUCAUUCACUAACGGUCUGUAAAGAAAAAGUUUAUUUUUUGUCUCCAACAAUAAAAGUCUGUGUAAAAGUUGAAA